Messenger RNA from Trichomonas vaginalis G3, 438 nucleotides. RefSeq lists its product as uncharacterized. The coding region runs from base 1 to 438 and encodes 145 amino acids. The transcript has a single exon. The record is from RefSeq and is a predicted model, not a curated record. Lineage: Eukaryota; Parabasalia; Trichomonadida; Trichomonadidae.
AUGAUUUGCGAUUUAACAAUUAUAGCUCAGAUCAUUGCCAUUGUUGGCGGUAUCUUUGCCAUCGUCGUAGGUAUCUUCUGGUUCAUAGAUGCUCAUGGUGACUUUUUCAUGGGUGUUAAUGGUUUCUUCAACUGUGUUUUCGGACUUAUGGUUAUCCUUACAGAAUUAUUCCGUCCAGCAUUCUUCAAGUACUUCGGAUUUAUGGUCUUAUUCUGGGGCAAAAUCAUUAUGUUCUUUGUUUUGUUCCUUAGAUGCUUCACAACAGAUUUCAAGGGCCAUACAAUUCAAGCAGUUGGAUGGAUUAUCGACUGCGUUUGCAUGGUUGUCUUCUUCAUCUUCGCCAUUUGCUUGGGCGGAGGUACAAUCCCAUUAUUCCAGAGAAAGGCCGUUAUUGAAAUGACAUAUUCUGGAAAUGAUCUCUUCAGAACAAAAGCUUAA